This is a messenger RNA of Pocillopora verrucosa, 2068 nucleotides long. RefSeq names its product adenosine receptor A1. Gene Ontology annotation, molecular function: G protein-coupled receptor activity. The record is from RefSeq and is a predicted model, not a curated record. Gene Ontology annotation, biological process: G protein-coupled receptor signaling pathway. Lineage: Eukaryota; Metazoa; Cnidaria; Anthozoa; Scleractinia; Pocilloporidae. Gene Ontology annotation, cellular component: plasma membrane.
UCGAGGAUAAAGAAAGCUUUAUGAAAACGAGUGUUUAAUUACAUCAGACAUAUCUUUAGAAAAACAAAUCUCGAUUACACUCUCUUAAGAUUCAUGCUCUGGUGGGUUGGCGAGAAUCAGGAGGGCGAGUCAUUAUGGUCUCCAAUGAUUCCUUAAAUCUAUGAAUUCGACCGUGAAAAUGGGCCCUGGUCCUACAGUUCCGACUCAAAGACCAUUUCACAGUUAUUCGUCUUUCUUUUUGGCUCACAUAGUCAUCGACUUCGUCAUCUCUACGCCAGCAAUUCUUUCAAACGCCAUUCUUCUUAUUACCAUCUUCAGAGAUUCUCGUCGGCAGAAGCAACUAUGUAAGUCAUCAUUUACACUUCUUGUAAUGAACUUAAGUCUGUGUGAUUUCAUCUCGGGAGCUGUUCCUGGAUGCGGGAGCCUGUACUACGAUUAUAUGAUAUUCCACACCAGAACUGAUGAAAAACUUGUGGGAAUCCGAGUCAUGAUAAUAACCACUGGCAUUAUAACAAAUGUUGUUGGAUCAUGUACUGUAAUGGCGAUGUCAUUUGAUCGUUUGUUUGCAAUGGAAUCACCUCUGCGAUACAAAACGCAAGUUGACGUUGCUAAAAAGAAAACGAAAAUUUUCAUCAUAGCGGUUUGGAUCUAUGCCUUGCUCUUUGUUGGUCUUUCUCGUAUCGGAAUUUCUCAGGAAAUUUCAACUUUGCUAUAUUGUCAUCUUCACCUAUCCCUUCCGUUAAUCAUUCUUGCUGUGGUUUUCUGGGAAUCGUAUCACGCUCUCCGCUUGCACACAAAUCAAGUGAGAACUUUGUCUCCUACAGAUGAACCGAUGUUCUACGCGCACAGGAAAAGGGAAAGAAAAGUUUUAAAGGCAAUUCUCAUCGUGCUGGCUUUGUUUUACUUAACAUUUACACCGCAGUUUAUAGCUCUCAAUAUAACCUUUUUUCGUCCACGAAUGAAAACUGAGGUUGGCUUUCGAUCCUUUCUUUACACUGCAAAUAAGAUUCUUUUGAUAAGCAGUAGUAUUAAUCCUUUCAUCUACGCAUGGAGAAUCCCGAAAUACAGAAGAGCCUUUAAGGCAAUUUUUAAAAGGGGCAGUAUGUCUAAUCAACAAAUCAGUAAUACUGCUCCUCGUACCAUUUCAUCACGCGAUGCACGAUCGGCAGAUUCUUUGGAUACAAGUGUUGUUAGUGAAUGAUAGAGACGUAAUCAUGGUUUGAAACUGAUUGAACGAACAGUUAUAGGAAAUUAAUAUACCUCGCAUCUCGGCGAAUUCGUUUUAGAGAUUUUGGUGCAUGAGAAUUGUGGUUCACGCUAUCUUCACUCAAUCCUCGGAAUUCAUGGCCAUCAGAUUAAGCAACUAUAUACACAAAUCCUUAUUUUUUAUUUUAUUUUUUGGAAUUGAAGCUCCGCGAGAUUUUUUCCUAACGAUUUCACGAUGAAGUAUCGAGAUGAGAUGAAAAAAGGGAAACCGUCUGGUUUCGAAAUUUGAAAUAUGAUGACGUUUCGACUUUAAUUACACGAAUGUCUUUAUUAGUCUAUGACAAUUGCUUCCUUCGCCACAAAUAUACAAAUGUAGAGUACAGUGCAAAAACAACUCCUCAAAAAACCACAACGGGAAAAUCUUGUGAAAAGUUUGGUACGAGCACGGUACGGUGUUCAUGAGUGUUCAGCCAAAGAAUUUCUAAAAAUUUUCAAUUGAACUUAUAUCUGCAGUUUCUCUAAAGUGAUUGUUUGUCUUCCAAAUGAGAACGCAUUGAGAAGGAAUUGUAACUGACUUCUUUUGACAGCUCACUCGCGUUAUUCGUACCACUUUUUUUGGUCCAAGUUGAUAACAUACCGUUACUAACGUCAUCGUAUUCAGAAUUUCAAUCCCAGAUGGUUUUGAAUUUUACACUUUUAAGUAAUGUUUUUUCCUUGAUUAAGUGUUUACUAUUUUGGUAGAUAUUGAGAGGCAUUGGAUAACAUGAUUAUCUGGUUAUGAGCUGUCAAAUGACGUACGUAAAAACUUAGAUCACUCAAGAAUAUACGUAAGUCAAUCUUUGUUAGCAGAUUAAAUUGUCGA